This is a messenger RNA of Theobroma umbraticum, 1533 nucleotides long. Its product is annotated as UV radiation resistance-associated protein. Gene Ontology annotation, biological process: SNARE complex assembly. Gene Ontology annotation, cellular component: lytic vacuole; endosome. NCBI's taxonomy places the organism in Eukaryota, Viridiplantae, Streptophyta, Magnoliopsida, Malvales, Malvaceae. The record is from RefSeq and is a predicted model, not a curated record. Gene Ontology annotation, molecular function: SNARE binding.
ACCAUUGACCUUCCCUAAACAAACAAUCCCCAAAAUUUUAUUUUCUUCUUCUCCCCCUGCAUUUUCCCGAGAAAAUUAUCCCUUUGCAAACAAAAUUUCCCAAGAAAUGAUACGAUCGGCGUGAAAAAACAAAAAAGCUCCAAUCGGGCGAGGCCCAGGACGAUGAGGUCGACCUAUGACCUUUUCUCAAACUUACAAAAUCGAAACCUUUCGUUUUUCAAUUCUUCAUGGAAAAUCAAGAACAACAAGACCGAAGCACAACCCUAAUUACGGACCCGAAGCAAAUCAAUGCAGCAGAAGGAAAUGCGAAAGUAAUUGAAUGGGAAGAUUUCGAGCAUGAGCUCGCUAGAUUCUGGAGUUUAACUUCUGCCCUUAAAGAAGCUAAUGAGAAGAAGCAAAGUCUUCAAGAAAAGCUCCAGUCUUUUAUUCAGGUCAAAACUGAGUCAUUGAAUCAACUGAAUGAGCUUGAGGAAAUGCGUGAGAGACUAGAGGCAAGAAAAUUAGUGAUUGGGAACAUGUCAAUGCGUUGCAAGCUUGCAACAGAGGAUGCUAAAAAACAGGAGGAAAUGCUUAGUACUGAAGUGAGAUCCUUGUUGGUUGCUGGUACCUCACUUUCUGUGGCAAGGAAGCGGUUGCAGGAAUCAAAUAGAUUACUCACUGAAGAAAGGGGUUACAUUAAGCUCAAAAAUGUGCAGAGAAAGCUUCGAGCUAGGCAACAAUAUAUGAUAUCACAAGUUUCAUUGCUCUACCCUGUAAAGAUCUUGGUUGGACCCGCACAAGAGCAAGAACUUGAAUCCUAUCCAAGCAGUAGUAGACUAGGGAAUUAUUCUGUAUCGAAGCCCAUUAAUCAAGGAUCCUUGACGAUUUUAGGUCUGCAUCUCACCAUGCUUCCUUUUACAAAGAUGAGUUUUUUCACUGACAAAAGGGAGGUUCAGAGAUCUGCAACUGCCUUAGGAUAUGUUGCACAUGGUGUUUCACUAAUUGCAUCCUAUUUACAAGUUCCCUUGCGUUAUCCUGUGCACUUGGGUGGUUCCCGCUCAUAUAUUAACGACUAUGCACCUUCAGUGGAGCCUACUUCUUCUGAUUUGUUAUGGGAUACAGCACUUUCUGUAAAUGUAAAGCCUGUAGAAUUUCCCUUGUUUUUAGAAGGUCAAGACACAACAAGAGCAGCAUAUGCUGUGUUCUUGUUAAACAAGGAUAUAGAGCAGCUUUUGAAUUUCAUCAGUGUCAAGAGUUUAGGACCACGACAUGUACUAGCAAAUUUGAAGGAGCUUCUGAGGACUGUCCAAUCUUCAGAAUUUAUAGAUACCUGAAUUUUGAUUUACUAGGGUCAACUGUAAUUAGCUACUUACAGUGUAAAUGGAUGACUUUGUAUUCUUUACACAGGUGCGAAUUUUUGAUCACGCACCUUUCAUAUAGCCUUUAAAGAUCUCAUAUUUGGUUGUUAAAAAUCAAGCUUCGAGUGUAUUCAUAAUGAGCAGAUGGUUUGGCGUUACAGUAAAAUUUGGGUAUGGAGGGUUUGCCCUAUGGAAA